AUGCAAAGAAGAUUUGAAAAAAUAGUGAUCAUCCAUCCGCCAAUGAAUCUCAAAUUAGUGUACCAAACUCCAAGGUUGCGUAGUCCUAAUAGGACUCUCGUAUUUAUGACUUCCAUUCUCCGGCGCCACCUUCACAAGUUCGCUGGUUCUAUUAUUGGCAUCCCAAGAGCCCCACCAGAUAGAAUAUUGGGCCUGACUGAACAAUACAAGACAGAUCCCAAUCCCCAGAAGACUAACCUUACUGUGGGUAUCUAUAAGGAUAACUUUGGCGAGGUUAAAACUUUCCCGAGCGUCGCCAAAGCGCAAGCAAUUCUGGACGAGCAUAUCGAAUUGAAUAUAGAUCUUUCAUACUUGCCUAUCAAUGGUUGUCCUGCAUUCCAAGAAAAUGUGCUAAAGUUUCUUUAUCGAGAAAGCUGUCCUGCGGGUGGAGAGUUGCUGGACAAAGAGCUGGUCAGCUUUGUUCAGACGCUGUCAGGUACAGGCGCUUUGGCUGUGACGUCCAAGUUCCUCUCAUCAUUUAUAUCACGCUCAGUUUGGAUCCCAAAUCCAUCUUGGGCCAACCACUCCAACGUCUUCUGGAAUAACGGCUUCAAAGAAAUCAAUUGUUACACAUACUACAGGGAUGGAGAACUGGACGUUGAUGGCUGGCUUCUGGACUUGGAAAGAAAAUCUGGUGCGGGGCGUACGGACGCUCCUCAAUGCAUAGUGCUGCAUGCGUGCUGUCACAACCCCACAGGUGUCGACCCAACUCCAGAGCAAUGGGUUCGAAUCAUGGAUAAAGUCCAUGAACUGCAACUUAUUCCUAUUAUUGACAUGGCCUACCAGGGCCUUGACACUGGUGAUUUGUUCCAAGAUGCUCACCUGUUGAGACUGUGCUUGGACAGCAACAGGUAUCGUUGGAAUAACGGACUUUUUCUCUGCCAGUCUUUUGCCAAAAAUAUGGGACUAUACGGAGAGCGAGUAGGAUCUUUGUCUGUGGUCACUCCCCACAGUGUUGACGUUAAGCGCAACAUAGAUUCUCAGCUGAAGAAAAUUGUCAGAGGUAUGUACUCGUCCCCCCCAGGAUACGGCUCAAGGAUUGCUAAUUUGGUUUUAUCGUCUUCACAUCUGAAAGAGCUUUGGGUUGAAGAUGUUAAAAAUAUGGCCGGCCGCCUGCAAUCGGUGAAAUCCAGAUUGGCAGCUCAGCUUGAGUGGGCGUCGCUAAGGGACCCCUCACGACAGCAUGGCAUGUUUCUAUAUACAGGACUGAAUAGAUCCUGUGUUGACAUCUUGAGAGAAAAGUACUCGAUUUAUCUACUGCAAGACGGACGUCUCUCGUUAAGUGGACUGAAUGACUCAAAUAUAGACUACGUCUGUGAAGCGUUGCGCAACGUUUCCCAUCACCUAAACGAAAAAGAAGCAUGA
Molecule: messenger RNA, 1404 nt
Organism: Lachancea dasiensis
Lineage: Eukaryota; Fungi; Ascomycota; Saccharomycetes; Saccharomycetales; Saccharomycetaceae
Source: the annotation of a GenBank genome assembly